This is a messenger RNA of Morchella importuna, 3666 nucleotides long. RefSeq lists its product as uncharacterized. Gene Ontology annotation, molecular function: structural constituent of nuclear pore. Bases 1 to 3666 code for a protein of 1221 amino acids. The record is from RefSeq and is a predicted model, not a curated record. Gene Ontology annotation, cellular component: nuclear pore. The transcript has 4 exons. Lineage: Eukaryota; Fungi; Ascomycota; Pezizomycetes; Pezizales; Morchellaceae.
AUGACCGACCUAACACCCUGUUUCCUCUAUAAAGAGACGCGUAUAAAUCUCGACUGGGACGAUGCCUACCGACUGACCGCAAACAUCUUCCUUCCUGGCCAUCACGGUGGACCCAGCAAACGGAGCUCCCAACACUCUGCAGAACUCAUCAAAACGCCGGAAGGAAAGCCCGAUACACUAUUCUCUCAUAGAUUCCUUGCGACAGCUGCGUCGGUACACUACAGGCCGGUCGAGCGAUAUCCAAGAUGCAUCAUGUGGAGGGUUCUGGAGAAUGCGCAGGUGUUGUCUGUGACGUCGGUCGAUUUCACAAAGCCAAAUGAUAUACGAGGGGAGUUUGCGACCACAUUCAGAUUCUACUUUCCGGAACCGAUCAGGCAGAACUGUGUGGGCUUUACAGAUAAUCCGGAUCGCGAUGAGCUGGUGAUCUAUGCCCUGACCACUGGUAACGUCAUCUACACGUUGAACUUGUCGUCAGAGUUUCUACUCAAGAAUUUGGUCGUGAAGAAGGGCAGCAAAGAUAGCGAUUACUGCAGAACUUACUCGCCAAACUCAUUCAUUAUACAUUCUCCACAUUUCCUGAUGGCGAUUGAUCAUCAAUCUUUGCUUGUAUCAUUACAAGAUGGCACAUUACUCAAGCUGGAGAAAAGUCAUUUAUUUCCUGACGAACCAGAUACAUCGAUUUCCAAAUACUUUGAGAAAACGUUUAGCGAAGGGAGUUACCUUUCUUUGCUGAAAAGCAAAAUGCCAUUCCUCGGGCGGACUGGGCAUUUGCGAUAUGGAAAUGAUAGCGUUUCAUUCUCAGCGGUCAUUUCAUCAGCAGUAUACACGCCAAGGCAAUCUCAUGAUUCAAUGAUGAUUGAUAGCCAUCAAGAAGCGAACGCUCUUCUCUUCACUGUUUCUGUAAACCACACUCUGAAAAUCUGGGCUCUGAACAAAGGUCACCUUUUGCAUGCCGUAGACCUUCUCAAUGAGGAACCUCCUACCUCGAACCACACUAUCAAAACCCUCCUUGAUCCAGCGCCUUCGCAACUGCUCACAAUUAUCGAUGUAUCACUACAAGAUGACCAUAUGUGCUAUCUUGUUAGUUUCUCCUCCGCCACGACCGGGAAAUUCAAGUUCUGGGCCGUGUUACGGGACGAAUAUGGUCAAUUUGAAGGCCUUGCUGAUCUCUAUCCCACCUCUGAAUUUUGCGCCGACCCCCCCACAGCAAACUCCGUCUGGAUCAUUUCCGAGUUCCGCAUCACUGCAGCAUCCCCCACUGACCCCAGCCUCUUUAACCUCUGGGUUCUCUGGAAAUCGAACACCACAUUCAAGGUCCAGAAUCUCCAAUUCAAAAUGGAAGCCAUCCCUAUGUACUGGAAUAAAUGGACCAGUGCCACUCCGGACUCACUCCAUGUUUCCCCUGGCCGCACUCCAUCGGAGGUCACAUCAGAGGAUAUCACGGACUACUGGAUUGACUGGCUCUUCUUUCCGGGCCGUUUCACGGACCAUGUUCUCCGGACAGCGCUCGCGGUGUAUGAGGACUACUACUCCGUGCCUGCCAACAACGAUGAUGAGAACGAUCCUAUCAAGGCUCGCGUUGCCAAGCUCAUUCCAGCUCAGGUUGAGCUGCAGAAAAUGGUCGAUGGGUCUCCGGAUUAUGAUAAAUACAGACAUGAGCUUGGCUUGCAGUGGAUACGGUACUGUAGACUCUGUACGGAGCUUGACAAGCAGCGCAGCGAGGCUCUAUCGCUUGUUGCGGACCCAGUUAGCGGGUUCGUAUGGACUGUCAAUGCGGAUGGCAUUACGGCGUUGAGGGAAUGCACAGAGAGCGAGGUCAUCCUUCAUAACUACGGGACACAUGCAGGUAAUCUGCAGCUGCUAUCAGAACGCACGCCGAAACGGCUUGGCGCUUCCUUACAAGGGGAGGAGCUUUCGGAUGUGCUAAGGCUUAUUCAGGCUGCGACGGACCUGAAGUACGAUCUCAUGGACAGGGCAUACGAUAAUUGUGUAUGGAGAUUGCAGAAGGAGGUACUGGAGGAUGCUCUAUUCUCCUAUGGAGAUAGGAUGGACUCUCUCUACCAUAACUGCAUUGCGGAUGAGUUAUCACCAUCCACCAUAGACAAGAUUGAGAAUGCAUUUGCGGCCAUGAAUGACCCUCAGAAUGCCUUCUCGAGUAUCCUAUCGAGUCUAUUCCACUCAGAUACCUAUACAGGCACCACGAAGCUUACCACGUUCGGUGGAACUGUACUGGUGACUGGAAGUCAGGAAGUCAUCAACGUCAAUCACAACCUCCUAUUUAGUCUCGUCUUUCUCCUUGUCUUGAUCUCUGUACCCGAAGAAUCUCCCAUUAGAAUCGCGGAACCCCAGAGGCUCUUUACGCAACUUCUAGACUACGUGCGUGAGUAUGAAGUCCUCGAUUGGGUUUCCCGCACACCGCUCUUGAUACCCGACAAGCGCCUCUCUACCGAAGAGGAGCUGUCUAAAGGCCUUGCCAAGUUAAAUAUUGAACCCGAGAUAACUGCAACCAUGAAGAAGCGCAGAGCGUCGGUUCUGCAGUGGCUCUUGGGUGAGAACUAUGGUCCUCCGGCUCUAGGCCUCGGCAGGGGUGGUAAUUUGGCGUUGUCUGAAUGCGUUAGACAGUUCCUGACAACUCUAGAGCUGGGGACUCACGGUAACGGGUUCAGCACCAUCUCGUCGGCACUGUUGGCGAUUGAUGCUGUUGGCACGGCGGUAGAGUUUAUAAAGUAUCUGCCAAGCACGUGCUGGGGUAAUUAUGUUGCAGGGAGGAUACAUCUGAGAGAUGGAAAUGUAGAGGCGGCGGCAUUAGGUUUCAGGAGGAGCGCCUGUGGGCUUGCAAAGGCGAACCCGACCUAUUACUCUGCGGUCAAGAGUCUGUUGACGGAGAUUGAGCUCGAGUCCUCACUUGGAAAGGGACUGCCGCCGUACUAUCUUCAUAUCGCAAGCCUCUUCGAGGAAGCGAAAGCUCCCGCCUAUGUCGCAGAAUUCUGCCAGGCAGCACUCGUAGCCUUAGAUGAUGCUCAAAACCUUGAUCUCAAAUGCGAGAUCCUCCUAAAGCUGUUCCAGUCCAACCUCCAGAUCUCCCUCUAUGACCAAGCAUACCUUGCACUAACCCAAUACACGAACGGGCCGCUCCAGCGUACUGCCCUCCGCGAGCUCGUCGGGUCCAUGGUUGAAGCCGGCCAAGGCUCCAAGCUCUGCUCCUACCCGUUCGUCGGCCUCCAAGACGAGGUUGACGAAGCCCUCGUCUACAAGUGCUCUUCCAUCAUUGACGUGACCACCGGCCCGCCCUUCCAUAAGGUUCUGUACGCGUGGAGGGUCCAGCGCGGCGACUAUCGUGGUGCCGCUGCCAUCUUACAUGAGCGUUUGCAGCGCAUCCAGACGGCCAGUGUCGGCUCUGCUGACCCCGGAAGCCGCAGCGUGUCGGAUGGCUUCCUGGUGCUGUUGAAUGCCAUGUCGUGUGUGGGUGAAGAGCAGGCAUGGAUCUUGAGUACAAAGAGGGUGGAAGAUGGACAAGGCAGCUCUGCGAAGAGAACAAGGGUCGGGAAUGAGGUUAGCAGUGCAGCGGUCAAGAGGACAGUCGUGACCGUAGAGGAUGUGAGAAAGGCGUACCAGAUUGAGGUUGAGAGGGUCGGGUUGUUACUAAACGGUGGAUUCUUUGUAUGA